UUUGUGUGUCCACGAUUUGAUCCACCGGAGACAAGAAAGAAGUUCGAGCACACCUUAUUGGUUAGUGUGCACAAAAGUGGUGUUCUGUAUGUAGCUGCAGGUAACACCAACCUAUAGCAGGGAGUUUGCACGAGUAGAGUAAGUACCUACUGCGGCAGAAUUCGCAGCAGCUGUUUUUUCCAGAGAGAGCCAUUCGCAUCUUCCUUUUUUACUGGUGAUUGAAUGUAAUAGUUACGUGUAUUUUAACCACUGCUCAAGGUAGAGAGCGCUACCCUGCUGAGUUGCUGCUUUUCGUCCGUACUUACACCCUGGAACGAGCAGGGCAGCAGCCGCUUAUAGGGAAACAGAGAAACAAUCUCAACCGUAGCGGACUGAGUCUGAACAACAGAAUGAGGAGCUCUGCUUCCCACGAUGGUCUCCAGCAGAUCAGCAGUGGUGGAGGAGGAUUCAGUCGAGUGAAAAAUCUGAGAAACCUGAUUGCCAACAGCCCUCUCAGGAGAAGACGAAUACUCUCUCAGUCUAUUGACUCUGGUCUUCCUACAGCAGGUAGAGGUGUGUUCGGGGUACCACUGGUGACCUUAGUGACCUCUGAGGGAGCUGACGUCCCAAAGAUCAUCAGACGAGUCGUGGAACAUGUGGAUAAAUAUGGACUGAAGGAAGAGGGAGUCUAUAGAAUCAACGGCAGUGCCAAGACCAUUGAAAAACUCAAGGCUUCCUUCAAUGCCGUUGGAGACGCAGAUUUCACGGAUGUGGAUGUAGCAGCAAUAGCUGGCCUUCUGAAACUAUUCCUGAGGGAGCUGCCUGCACCAGUCAUACCUCCUGACAUUGAGGCUAAAAUGGUGGACAUUCAACAGAAGCACCCAGGAGAGAUGACAGAACAGGCGGGUUCUCUACUGAGAGACUGUCUCUCUCAACUGCCUGCCAUAGAGUUGGCCGUCUUCAAAUAUAUUGUCAACCAUCUCUCUAGAGUCGCCCAACACUCAGGAUUCAACAAGAUGACUGCGGUGGCCCUGUCCAUAGUGUUUGGACCGGGGAUAUUCCACUGUGGAGGAGGACUGGAGGGAAUGAGGCUGCAGGGGUACGCCAACUCUGUCCUCUGCAGAUUCGUCGCUCACAACUCUACUCUCUUCCAGCCAUCAUCAUCAGUGGUGAGUCCAGAGAGACCAACCAGGCCAGAACCAUACACUGAACACAUCCGAAAGAAAGAGGGAUCUCCUCUGUCCCCGGAAGCCAGAAGUCACGAGCGAGGGUUGUACGCUGAGAGAAGUGUAGAUGAGGCAAUGGACCAGUCUUCUGACAGCCUCUACUUCACUCCACCUUCUCCUCACACACUACAGGUCUCGUCUCCCUCCACUCCCCUCUCCCCCACCUCACCCCCUCUCCCUCCCUCCUCUUCCUCCCCCUCACCUGAUGAAACACCACUCAAGAGACAACAACCUGUCAAGAAAGGCAAACACAGUGUCAUCAGGUCCUGGAGUGCAGAUGCAUCAGACCAUCCAGCCAGACUGACCAACAGU
Geodia barretti is the source of this 1517-nucleotide messenger RNA. The record is from the annotation of a GenBank genome assembly. NCBI's taxonomy places the organism in Eukaryota, Metazoa, Porifera, Demospongiae, Tetractinellida, Geodiidae.